Fusarium redolens is the source of this 3371-nucleotide messenger RNA. RefSeq names its product cytochrome P450. Gene Ontology annotation, cellular component: cytosol. The record is from RefSeq and is a predicted model, not a curated record. Lineage: Eukaryota; Fungi; Ascomycota; Sordariomycetes; Hypocreales; Nectriaceae. The coding region runs from base 69 to 3263 and encodes 1064 amino acids. Gene Ontology annotation, molecular function: aromatase activity; heme binding; flavin adenine dinucleotide binding. The transcript is spliced from 6 exons.
GUGACUUUGAUGCAUCAUAGUGGCAUUAAACUGAUUUUCUGCAAGAUAAAGUUUAGCAUCGGAGCAUCAUGGCUGCAACAGCCGAGAUCCCGACCCCUUCUGGCUUGCCUUUGCUGGGUAACAUUAAAUCAAUCAAUCCCGACUUCCCCUUGGGGUCUAUGGUAUCGCUCGCAGAACAGUAUGGCGAGAUCUACCGUUUAAGGUUCCCUGGUCGAACUAUCGUGGUCGUUUCCACACAGGCUUUGGUCAACGAGACAUGCAAUGAGAAGCGAUUCAAGAAAUCUGUCAAUUCAGCUCUCACUCAAAUCCGAGAAGGAGUUCACGAUGGGCUUUUUACUGCCAAACUCGGAGAGGAGAACUGGGGCAUCGCUCACAGAGUGCUAAUGCCAGCCUUCGGACCAUUGUCGAUCCAGCGCAUGUUUGACGAGAUGCACGAUAUCGCCUCUCAACUUGCUCUCAAGUGGGCGCGAUACGGACCGGACUCGCCCAUUAUGGUAACCGAUGACUUUACGCGUCUGACUCUAGACACACUGGCGUUAUGUUCUAUGGGGUACAGAUUCAACAGUUAUUACUCUCCAGUCCUCCACCCGUUCAUCGAGGCAAUGGGUGAUUUUCUUACAGAGGCUGGAGAAAAGCCUCGACGAUUGCCUUUACCCGGAGUUGUCUACGGCGGGCGCGAUCGCAAGUAUCAGCAUGAUAUCGAGAUCAUGAGAAAUACUGCCAGGGAGGUUCUUGAUGCCCGAAAGGCAGAUGGAAGCACACGAAAGGACCUUUUGACAGCUAUGCUUGAGGGUGUCGAUACAAAGACCGGCAAGAAGAUGACGGAUGAAAGUAUUAUGGAUAACUUGAUCACCUUCCUUAUUGCAGGGCACGAAACUACUUCGGGACUCUUAUCUUUCGCCUUCUAUCAGCUCCUCACACAUCCAGAUGCCUACCAGCUUGCUCAAAAUGAGGUGGACCAGGUGGUAGGGAAAGGACCUAUUCAGGUAGAACACCUCUCUAAGCUUCCAUAUCUGAAUGGUGUUCUCAGAGAAACCCUUCGGAUCAACGCGACUAUCCCUCUCUUCACUGUCGAGGCCUUCGAAGACACUCUUCUUGGGAACAAGUAUCCUGUCAAGGCUGGCGAGACCAUCAUCAACCUCCUCGCAAAGUCACAGCUCGACCCCACAGUAUUUGGAGACGAUGCAAAUGAGUUCAAACCAGAACGCAUGUUUGAUGACAAUUUUACCAGACUAAACAAAGAGUUCCCCAACUCGUGGAAACCGUUUGGUAAUGGCAUGCGAGCCUGCAUUGGAAGGCCAUUUGCUUGGCAGGAAUCUCUGCUGGUCAUGGUCAUGCUUCUGCAGAAUUUCAAUUUUGUUCUUGAUCCCAACUAUCAUCUCGGCUACAAACAGACCUUGACCAUCAAACCCAAGGAGAUGUAUAUGCGAGCGAUCUUGAGAGAUAACCUUACGCCGACCACCCUUGAGCGCCGGCUGGCUGGUUUAUCUAGUACAACAACGAGCAAGGAGAAUGGAACUAACGGCAAGUCUACUGAGGCUGAAGGCGGUGUUCCUAUAACCGUCCUGUACGGUUCCAAUAGUGGAACAUGUGAGUCUUUGGCGCAGAGGGUUGCAACUGAUGCCGCAGAGCAUGGCUUCCAUGUCACCAAGAUUGACUGUCUUGACACGGCAAAGGGAAACCUUCCUGAAGAUCAACCAGUUGUGAUCGUCACCGCAUCAUACGAAGGUCAACCCCCCGACAAUGCUGGGCAUUUUAUUGCCUGGAUUGAGAAGACUGACCAAGAAUCCAAGCCACUCAAAGACGUCUCGUAUGCCGUUUUUGGCUGUGGUCACAAGGAUUGGGUGCAGACCUUCCAUCGCAUCCCUAAGCUUCUCGACGGUAAUCUCGAAAAGCUUGGCGCCGCUCGGAUUGUCGACAUGGGUGUUACCGAUACAUCUCAAAAUAUGGUCUUCAGUGACUUUGAGACAUGGGAAGAUGACAUUCUGUGGCCUGCUCUUGAAGCGCGUUACAAGCCUGAGCGCAGCAGUAAGGCUGCAGACAAGGGAUUGAGCGUCAAGAGCUGUAACUUCAGGACCCUUACCCUUCGUCAAGAUGUCAAGGAGGCAACAGUGGUCUCUACCAAGACGUUAACAAGUAGCGACGAUGCAAAAGCCAAAAAACAUAUUGAGAUACAGUUGCCCGAAGGAAUUCACUACAUAGUCGGUGAUUACCUUGCUGUCCUGCCAAUCAAUCCCCAAGAAGUUGUUCGCCGGGCACUGAGGAGGUUCAAGCUUCCAAUGGAUGCUCAUCUGGAGAUAUCGAGCAGUACACCAACUGCCCUCCCUACUGAUACGUCUGUAUCAGCGCUGGACGUGUUUGGCUCUUACGUUGAGCUUUCUCAGCCGGCGACCAAGAGGAACCUCCUCCUCAUUGCCGAAGCUGCAUCCGAUGCAGAAACUAAAGCUGCUUUGACCUCGCUAUCUGAGGAAGAUUAUAUCGAGGCGGUCAGCGACAAGCGUGUAUCGGUUCUGGAAAUUCUAGAACGGUAUCCCUCUGUCGAACUACCUAUCAGAGACUUUUUGCAGAUGUUGCCACCCAUACGAAUUCGACAAUACUCCAUCUCCUCGUCUCCCUUAUGGGAUCAAUCUCGCGCGACAAUAACCUUCUCGGUCCUCAAAGGGCCCGCCAUGUCAGGCCAAGGCACAUAUCAAGGCGUCGCUACCUCUUACCUCGAUUCUCUAGCUGAAGGUGACACGAUCCAAGUGGCCAUUCGUUCGUCGCCUGCUGCUUUCAGCCUUCCCUCAAACCCGGAAAGUACGCCCAUAAUUUGCGUUGCCGCUGGAUCAGGACUUGCGUCGUUCCGAGGUUUUAUACAACAACGCGCCAUGAUAUACGAGACGGGUCGCACACUUGCGCCGGCUCUGCUCUUUUUCGGCUGUCGUGCUCCUGACCAAGAUGAUCUUUACCGCGACGAGUUCGAUAAUUGGCAGAAGCUCGGCGCAGUAGACGUAAGGCGAUCGUACAGUCGACAUGGACGGGAUUGCAAAUAUGUCCAAGAUCGGAUCUGGCAAGAUAAGGAGGACUUCAUCGAGCUCUGGGAGAAAGGUGCUACGGUGUAUGUAUGUGGCUCGAGGGCGAUGGCUGAGUCGGUACGGGAGGUCAUGAUCAAAGUCAAGACUGAGAUGGACAAGAAACUCGGGGGUGAGAUGAGCUUUGACGAGGCAAGUAAGUGGUUCGAUGAACAAAGGAAUGUGAGGUAUGUGAUGGAUGUGUUUGACUAGGUUGACGAGGAAGAGACAGAGAGUGUAGGAGAAUCUGCAUUUGAUAUUUAUAGGCAAGGUAAACAAGAGAUAUCAUAGAAUUAUAGAAAUAGAAAGGGAAACAUGGAU